Haliotis rubra (blacklip abalone) is the source of this 3192-nucleotide messenger RNA. RefSeq names its product hephaestin-like protein. The transcript is spliced from 12 exons. Lineage: Eukaryota; Metazoa; Mollusca; Gastropoda; Lepetellida; Haliotidae. Gene Ontology annotation, molecular function: copper ion binding; oxidoreductase activity. The record is from RefSeq and is a predicted model, not a curated record. Gene Ontology annotation, cellular component: plasma membrane. The coding region runs from base 1 to 3192 and encodes 1063 amino acids. Gene Ontology annotation, biological process: iron ion transport.
AUGGUGAUUGUUUUCGCCCUGUGUGGGGUAAGUGUGUGCAAGGACCGGGAGUACUUCCUGGCGUCAGUGGAGGUGGACUGGGACUAUGCACCUACAGGAUCCAGUGUCGUCAAGGAUGAAGCAGGAUCUGCCAAAGCAUUCAUUGAGAAGGGUCCUGACCGGAUCGGAAGCAAGUACCGCAAGGCAGUAUUCAGUCUGUACACGGACAAGACGUUCACCAAGGAGGUGACCAAACCACUCUGGCUGGGUUUCAUUGGGCCGACUUUGAAGGGAGAAGUCGGGGACAAGUUGAUCGUACAUUUCAAAAACCUAGCGACUAAGCCGUACUCGGUUCAUCCCCAUGGCGUCAAAUAUUCCAAGUCAAAUGAAGGAGCUCUGUAUAGUGACGGAACUAAGGAUGGCGACAAGAUGGAUGACACAGUGGCCCCUGGUGGCGAACAUACGUACACAUGGGAGAUAACCGAGGAGUUUGGACCCACAUCUGACGACAAGGCGUGUAUACCCUGGGCCUAUCAUUCACACAGUAAGGACGCGUCGAAAGACACCAACAGCGGACUUUUAGGAACGCUGCUCACCUGCAAAAAGGGUGCCCUGGACGAGGAAGGUAAUCGGAAAGAUGUGGACAAGGAAUUUGUAGCUGUUCUGAAGAUCUUUGAUGAGAAUGAGAGUUGGUACCUGGACCAUAACAUGAACUCCUGUGUGGACCCCACAUGUUGUGUGGAUCUUGCGAAGGUCAAGGACGACGACUUUGCAGAGACGAACCUCAUGCAUGCACUGAACGGCUACGUGUAUGGCAACGGUCCCAAGUUCGAAGCUUGUUCCGGCGACAAGGUAGCAUGGUACAUCAUCGGCAUGGGCAAUGAGGAUGACGUACACAGCUUCAUGGUGGACGGGGAAAGUAUGACGUACGGGGACCACAGAGUUCUGUCAGUGGAUGUGUUCCCGUCCAAAUUUGUUUCAGCAGAAAUGGUGGCCAGUCGUCAAGGCUGGAAGCUUGUGUACUGCAAGGCGAAUGACCACUUUGACGAGGGAAUGCAAGCGUUCUUCAGUGUGAAAAAGUGUGCAGAUAAGCCGGAGCCUCUGCUGAAGGAAGGCAGUGUCCGCAGGGUGUUUAUGAUGAUCCAUGAAGAUGUGUGGGACUACCUGCCGUCGGGGGUGGACAAGCUCACAGAGAAAGCCCUCUUAGAUGACAGCCCAGAAUCUCAAUACUUCAUCGGCAAGUCCAACGCCAUCGGCAGCCAGUACCUCAAGGCACGGUUUGUGGAGUACGAGGACAAGGAGUUUGAGAAGGUGAAACCUCGAGGCCCGGACGACUUCCAUCUGGGGCUCCUGGGCCCCAUUAUCAGGAUAGAGGCUGGGGAGACUCUAGAGGUCACACUGUGGAACAACGCAUCACGGCCUUUCUCAUUCUACGCUCAGGGCCUCAUACAGUAUGGACAAGCAGAGAAAGAUGAUUCUGUGCAGUCCAUCACGACUGGGGGACAGGACUUCCGUAUGUACCGGUUCUACGUACCGGAGACGGCUGCACCAACCGACAAGGACACUGCAUGUGUGACCUUCAUGUACCAGUCCGCCGUGGACCCGGUCAAGGACAUCAACUCGGGCCUUCUCGGGCCGCUCCUGGUCUGUAAGCAGGGAUCCCUCGACGAGGAAGGCAAGCAGAAAGGAGUGGACAAGGAUCGGGUCUUGUUCUUUGGCGUGAUUGACGAGAACAAAUCCUGGUACCUGGACAAGAACAUGGAGAAGUUCACCAUAGCCUCCAUGAUAGACAAGGAAGAUCCAAAGUUUAUUGAAUCCAACAAAAUGAGAGGCGUGAACGGCCGGGCGUUCGGCAACCUGGGCGGUAUGGAGUUGUGUCGGGCGGAGCAGGUGUCUUGGCAUCUGUUCUGUGUAGGGGACCAGACCGACGUCCACUCCAUCUACUUUCACGGCAUGGACUUCGACGUGGACGGCAAUAUGAAGGACACAGUAGAGUUGGUGCCGGGCAAGUCGCUGUCGUUCGUCACGCUCAUGUCGCACAUAGGUAACUGGGGUGUCUUCGACCGGAACACCGACCACUUCCAGGCAGGGCUCAGCAUGCUGUACGAGGUGAAGGACUGCAACUACCUCCACCCAGCCCUCCUCUCUUACUCCCACCUUCCCAACCCCCCGAAACGACAGUACUACAUCGCUGCCAUGGAAACAGAGUGGGAGUAUGCUCCUUCAAAGAAAUCAGUCUUCGAUGACAGUGAGCUGACGGAUCCGAAAAGCAAGUCCUUUGCAUUCACACUUGACGACAACAAACACGUGGGCACCAAGUACCGUAAAGCUGUAUAUAAGGAGUUCCGAGACUCUGCUUUCAGCGAGCCCGUACACAAAAAUGAAGGAGACGACUACCUCGGAUUCCUUGGCCCCGUCGUCAGGGCAGAGGUGGGCGAUGUCGUGGAAAUUGUGUUUAAAAACAUGGCGUCACGAACAUAUUCGUUACAUGCUCAUCUGGUCAACACAAACAAGGCAAACGAAGGAAGCCUGUACUCAGACCGGACGGACACGAAAACUGACGAUGGGGUGCCCCCUGGCGGAUUUCAGGUGUAUCGAUGGGAGAUAACCAAGGGCCCUGGUUCGAAAGACCCGGGUUGUAUAUCAUCGAUGUAUUACUCCGCGCACAACCAGGUGAGAGACGCUUACUCUGGGCUGAUCGGUCCGCUGGUCAUCUGUAGAAAAGGAGUUCUUGGUAAAGGAAGAGUCCGGAAAGAUGUUGAUAAGGAAUUUAUUUUACUCUUCUCAAUCAUGGACGAAAAUCAAAGCUGGUAUAUCAUAUGGAAUCAGAAGAAGUUUGCAAGCAAUCAGAGGAACUACAGAGAUGAAGAAUUUAUAGAAAGCAAUAAGAUGCAUAUGAUCAACGGGUUUGUGUAUCAGUCACUUCGGGGUUUGACCAUGAAGAAAGGAGACACGGUGGCGUGGCACAUCCUGGGCUUCGGCGGCACACAAGACAUCCACACCGUGCACUUCCACGGUCAGACCCUACUCCAGCGUUCAGGGGGUGACCAGCGUACUGACGUCAUCACUGUGUUCCCCGAGACGGGGGUAUCAGCGAUAAUGAAGGCCACUAACCCCGGAACGUGGGCAUUGCAUUGCCACGUCAACGACCACAUACACGCCGGCAUGGAAACGACGUAUACCAUCUUGGACGUGGACGAAACGUCGGAGUAA